This is a messenger RNA of Trypanosoma cruzi, 1893 nucleotides long. RefSeq lists its product as uncharacterized. The transcript has a single exon. NCBI's taxonomy places the organism in Eukaryota, Euglenozoa, Kinetoplastea, Trypanosomatida, Trypanosomatidae. The coding region runs from base 1 to 1893 and encodes 630 amino acids. The record is from RefSeq and is a predicted model, not a curated record.
AUGGAUGUACAAAUCAGCGAGGAAGCCGAUUUGAGCGAUAUCUUUGUGGCUCUUAAGGAUGCUGUACACGGGCAAUGGGACGCGGAUGCAGAAGAAUUGUUAAUAAAGGGGCUCAUGGCAUUUCAGGCAAAUUUUUCAGCUCGCUUUAGUUCAGUUCGUGAAGAGUUAGAGAAUCUUGGAAAGGAUGUCUGCACGGCUUCUAUCCAGGUUUCGAAUGCUAUGAAUUUGUUUGUUCUUCUCGCGCAAAAACAAUUUGUUCAAAACCGUGUGUCUUUGGACGAUGAUGAUGCUGAUGAUGAUGGCUGCGAUGCAAAGAGCAGAGUGGCGUCGGGAGAGACGGAUCCCGGAGACGAAAAGCAAACGUCUGUUGAUGAUAAAAUCUUGGAGGACACUGAGGCAAGAGCAAAGUGUGUGUACCAGGAGGCUAUCGAUCUUGGUGUCCGCGUACUUGAGGAAAGAACGAUACCGUUGUUUUCAGACGGCACUGGAUCGGACGAGGGAGCUACCGCAAAUAAUGACGCACCGAAAGAGGAAGACGACACAUUUGCUGCUCAUUACUUUUCUGAUCAAUACUGCCAUAUACAUUUCAUGGCUCUCAUUGGCUCGGAGCGAUUUCUUAACGAUCCAUACGGUGGCUAUUUUGAUGAUGGGGGCGUAGAUUCUCGGCGCUCUUCCCCAUUGGAUCACUCCUUGGAGAGUGAAGCGAAUCAGUUGGCGGUGACAACAGAACAAGGACCGAAAUUCAACGCGGCCAGCGUUGCGCAAUCGAAAACCGCACCGCCACCGCCACCACCGCCACCGCCACCGCCACCGCCACCACCACCACCACCUCCAGCCUCAGCAAACGCUGUGAAAGCGCAGAUAGCAGUGCCCCAGCGGAAUAAAAGGGAUAUUUCUAAAGUUUUUGCUUCUUCUGAUAGUUCCGAUGAACCGGAUAGUCGCCCAGCUCCAAUUUCGCGGCCAAAGCCAAGUGGAAAAAGUGCCAGUGCGUUUUUUGAGGGAAAUAAUUCAGCAGACUCAACAUCUGGUGAUUCAGCUGACAUGCCGGCACCAAAGGCCCCAACCAAAUCUACAUGGGGACGAAAGCCUGUCAUGUUUGCCGAUGCUUCAUCCUCUGACAGCGACAGCGAGGCUUCACCCCCGGCAAUAAAGGCCAGAACAGUUCCUUCAAGAAUGCCAUUGAAACAUGGUUCAUCGUCAUCAUCAUUAUUGUCCUCCGAGGGGGAAACCAGAAAGGCUGUACCGCCGAAGGUUGUGGUUGACAAGGCCAGGGCUAGCAUGCCGCCGAAAACGGCAUUGCCAAUGGUAGCCCCACGAAAGGCAGGGGCGAAGUUUUUAGAAUCCGAUAGCGGUGUGAGUGAUCACAUAACUCCGGCACCAAUUAACGUGGUCCAACCUACUGGAAAUUGCACAAGCAAGACAAUUUCAGGGAAUUUCAUGUUAGAGCACGAGAAGGAGGCCUUAGUUUCCCCUGACGAAAAGAAUGGACAAACAAUUACUGUGGGUCUUUCUUCUUCCGUGCCCGUCCCUGCUUCCUUUCCUCCAUCCUCAGAAACUGAGCAGAAGAAGCCCUCGGUGGUGGAACGGGCUUCCAUUAAGGCUAUUGCUUCUCUUCCCAGGCGUGUGUGCAAGAAUUUGUCGACAUCAUCCUCGGAGAUUGAAGGUCCUUCAACGGGCAAAAGGCCCCCGUCACGUCCCACAAAUUCCGGAGUUAGAAAGGUACCGCCACCGCCACCUUCCAAAAAAACUGAAGUCGAAGGUGCGACUCGUUUGUACAGCAGUGAUUCUGAUGUUGGAGGUGCUGCUUAUGCACCACCACGAGUGCUUCGCAAGUUGACGGCUAAAUGGGCGUCAAACAGACGCCGCGUUUACAGCAGCGACUCGGAUAUAUGA